GAGCCCAGCACAACGCAGCGCAGCGCAGCGCAGCCGGGAGGCGGCGGCGAGCGGUCCUCCGCGCCGUCCUCCGCAGCAUCCGCUGGCCGUCCCGGACGGCCGCGCUGCGGGCCGCCAGCCGGCCUCGGCGAGAGGGAGAGAGGGAGGCCGCGAGGGAGGGCGCCCGCCGCUUCCCGCCGCGCCGCUGCCGGGCGCCGCUUCCCGCGGAGAACUGCGGCAGACGGAGGGUGUCCGCCGCCCCGCCAUGGCGUCUGCAAGGCAAGUGCUUUGUGUGUGUGCUUUGCUGUGCGUGCCGCGCGUUCGCUGCGAGCCCAUCCGCUACUCCGUAGCCGAGGAGGGGGAGAGCGGCUCCGUGGUGGCCAACGUGGCGGAGGACGCGGGGCUGACCCCGGCGCAGCUGUCGGCUCGCCGGGCACGCAUUGCCUCACCGGCCGGCCGGCAGCAAUUUCGCUUAGAGCGCGCCGCCGGCCGCCUCGUCCUGGCGGAGCGGCUCGAUCGCGAGGAGAUGUGCGGCCGCUCGCUUACCUGCACGCUCGCCUUCGAGCUCCUGCUCGAAAACCCGCUGCAGUUCUUUCGGGUCGAGGUGGCCGUGGAGGACGUCAACGACCACUCGCCGGUCUUUCCCGAGGAACGAGUCACUUUUCAGAUCCCGGAAACGAGUGACCCUGGCUCGCGAUUCCCUGUGGAGGCGGCUCAGGACCUGGACGUUGGCAGCAACAGCAUCCAGGCUUACAGCAUCGCUCCCGAGAAUGAGUACUUCAGUGUCUCUCCUCGGAUUAAAGGUGACAGUGACAUCUAUGUCGAACUUGUAUUGGAAAAGCCUCUAGACAGAGAGGAGCAGCCAGAGUUGCUUUUCAGUCUCAUUGCUACAGACGGUGGCUCUCCACCUAGGAGCGGGACCACCCAAAUCCACAUUGUAGUUCUGGACGCAAAUGACAAUGCUCCCAUCUUUACUCAGGAUGUGUAUGUUGGUCAAGUUUUGGAAAAUGCCCCAAUGGGUUCUGUGAUUCUCAGAACUAUAGCCACUGAUCCAGACAUGGGACAUAAUGGUGACAUCUCCUACGGGUUCAGCCAAGCAAUCAGUGCGAGCCACUUGCCUUUCACAAUCGAUGCCAUGAGUGGUGAAAUUCAUGUCACAAAACCCCUGGAUUUUGAGGUCACACAGAAAUAUGAGAUCCGAGUGCGAGCAACGGAUGGUGGGGGCCUCUCGGCACUCUGCAAGGUGUUGGUGGAGGUGGUGGAUGUGAACGAUAAUGCACCAGAGCUUAUGAUCAGUUCCUUCAGCAACCCCCUCCCGGAGAAUGCAGAGACUGGGACGGUGGUUGCCCUCUUUGCUGUGAGAGACCAGGAUUCUGGUGUGAAUGGGGAGAUCACCUGUGCCCUUGAAGACCAGCUCUCCUUCUCCCUGAGGCCAGCCUUUAAGAAUUACUAUGAGCUGGUGACAAUGAGCACAUUGGACAGGGAAGAGAGAGCUCUGUACCUUGUGGUUGUCACAGCGGCAGAUGCAGGGUCUCCUCCCCUCACCACUACGCAGACCUUCACGGUGGACAUCUCUGAUGUCAAUGACAAUGCCCCUGUCUUCAACCAGACAUCAUACACCAUGUAUGUGCGAGAGAACAAUAUCCCUGCAGUGCUUGUUGGGGCUGUCAGUGCAGUGGACUCAGAUGCAGGACCCAAUGCCAAGGUGAUCUAUUCCCUGAGGCCUGUGCACCCUGCAGAGCGGGACCCCUGCUCCUGCAUCUCCGUGAACUCAGAGAACGGACAUGUGUUUGUGCUGCGUCCACUGGACUAUGAGCAGGUGAGGCAGCUUGAGGUGCUGGUGAGUGCCACCGAUGCGGGGUCCCCUCCCCUCAGCACCAACGUCACUGUCCGCCUCCUCGUGGUGGACGAGAACGACAAUGCCCCACUGGUGUUGCACCCUGCACAGGACAGCAGCCCGCCAUCCAGUGAGCUGGUGCCAGCCUCGUCCGAGGUGGGGGACCUGGUCACCAAAGUGGUCGCCAUUGAUGCUGACUCUGGUCAGAACUCAUGGCUUUCCUUCCACCUUCUAAGGGCCACAGACCCCGGGCUGUUUACCGUGGGUACCCAAAAUGGGGAGGUGCGGCUGAGGAGGCCAGUGACAGAAAGGGAUGCCAUGAAGCAGAAGCUCGAGGUGCUGGUGCGUGACAAUGGGAGGCCACCACUGUCGGCCACUGCAGCACUGAGCAUACUCCUGCUCAACGGCCUCUCACAGGAACACCUGCCACAGCAGGAGGUGGCUGUGCAGGAUGAAGACAGCUCCCUGACAAUCUUUUUAAUCAUUUCACUGGUCUUUGUCUCCCUCCUCUUCCUCACAUCUGUCGCAGCCUUUGUUGCUUGCAAGGUGUGCAAGAGAAAGGAGCUGAAAGGAGGGCACGUGCUGUAUGGCACAGGCAACUUGCAGAGCAGUCUGGCUGAUGGGGCUGCUGCUGGGACCCUGCCCCACACCUAUUGCUACGAGAUCAACCUGACCACGGGCUCAGGCAACAGCGAGUUCAAGUACCUGAAACCCAUCCUGCCCAGCCUGCUGCCAGAGCACUCUGGCACAGGCAGGGGUGUUGAUGACCCAGAGCAUUUCCGACCUGUGCGUAGCUCCAUGGGGGAUGCCACCCUGGACAGUCCUGGGACAGAAUCUAUGGGACAGUUCAAUGGGUUUUCGUUUGACUAGCUGCAAGUUCACCCAGCCAAAGGCUUCAUGCCUUGUAGCUGGAAGGGAUCUGGCUUAUGAAACACUGUCUUGUUUCCUGGAAAUAAAUCUGAUCUUAUAAUUGGCUGCAUGAACAACCAUCUAACACUAAGGCAGAUGUAUGUUUUUCUUCACCCCUCUAAAAAUAUUAGAAAUUAAAAAAAAAAAGAAAAAAGAAAGAAAAAAGAAAACUAAGGCCUUUCUUCUUCAGGCAAUGAUAUGUUUCAGCUCUGCUAAUGGCUUUUCAAAUCUGCUCCAUGAGUAAGGUUUGAUCCAGGCUCCUUGGCUAAGUGCUUGUUAUUAGAAAAGACCUCAGAUCUCACCCUGUUUUAUUCUGUGCUGAAACACAAUGUUGUGGUUGGGCAGAUGACAGUGCAGUAUAGCCCUCCUCCCUUGUCUGUGGGGAAGAAAGGUGUUAGCCCUGUGUUUCACUGUAAUGCAAGUGCUACUCUCUUUCUUUGCUGAGUCCCAGAUCUGUCUGUGUGAGAUAUGUCAUCACCAUGUGCUUUUGCACUGCAUUGUCUUCCACCUUGGUUGGCAAGAAGCAUAUUUUUUAUUGAGUUUUGCCGUCUCAUCUUCUCCAUGGCAUAGUGAAAACAUGCAGAGCCAGACUUUGCAGUUGUCCAUCUGCUUGGGAUUGACUCAAAACUAUAGCAGCACUAAAAUUCCACCAUAGACUCUAAUUAUACAGAACUUUGACUUUGAUCAUUGUGUUUGGGUGGAUAGCAGGGCAUCUUGACACGUUGCCUCAGAGGACCUUUGUCUACAGGUAGAACCAAGAUAGAUUUUAAAAGUAGAAUCCAGUUUGGUGUUGUUGUUUUCAUUCCUGCUUGCUGGGAUUCCUCAAUGAGAGUCGAGAGCUAUCAUGGUAUGGUUUUCCAGAUUUUUGUUAGAAUGCUUACAUUUUCCUUUUUUCCCCUUCUCCUUUGGCUGUAUGUUUAAGCAUUGUCUACUAAUUCCCCUUAAGAAGGACUGACACCCAACCUAUAACAACGGGUUGUUGGAAAGAAGUUGUUAUUGGACUGGAUAUUUAAACACCCUCAUGUUAUGUUGUGCUGCAUUAUACACUGUAUCAUUUUUAAUCCAGGAUACCCUUG
This is a messenger RNA of Cygnus atratus (black swan), 3801 nucleotides long. Its product is annotated as protocadherin beta-15-like. Gene Ontology annotation, biological process: homophilic cell-cell adhesion. The transcript has a single exon. Lineage: Eukaryota; Metazoa; Chordata; Aves; Anseriformes; Anatidae. Gene Ontology annotation, cellular component: plasma membrane. Gene Ontology annotation, molecular function: calcium ion binding. Bases 245 to 2686 code for a protein of 813 amino acids. The record is from RefSeq and is a predicted model, not a curated record.